Molecule: messenger RNA, 1017 nt
Organism: Penicillium antarcticum
Lineage: Eukaryota; Fungi; Ascomycota; Eurotiomycetes; Eurotiales; Aspergillaceae
Product: zinc-binding alcohol dehydrogenase family protein
Exons: 6
Molecular function (GO): oxidoreductase activity, acting on NAD(P)H
Source: RefSeq, a predicted model, not a curated record
AAAAAACCAAUCAUAACCACUAUGGACGCAAUCAAGGUGAUCGGUCCUAGAACCGUGGAGAUCCAGGGCGUGCCGUUGCCGAGGUUGCGAGAUGACUAUGUCUUGUGCAAAGUAAACCAAGUCGCAAUAAAUCCGACUGACUGGAAGCACAUAGACUUCGCUCCAGCGCCCGGAGCUACAUCAGGAUGUGACUUUGCCGGUGUAGUUGAACAGGUGGGGCCUGCCGUCACCAAGAAUUGGAAAAAGGGAGAUCGUAUUGCAGCCUUUGUCCACGGUUGUAACGCGACUGAAAUCGAGGACGGAUGCUUUGCCGGGUUUGCCGUCGCCAAAGGAGACUUGCAAAUGAAGAUCCCCGACAAUUUGAAUGACGAACAGGCGGCCACACUGGGUGUCGGAGUAACUACAGUGGGCCAGGCACUGUAUCAGACCCUAGGAUUGCCGCUUCCACACUCCAGCCCUUGUGGAGUUCUAUUGUUGGUCUAUGGGGGCAAUGACCCAGGUCUGGCUAUGAAGUCAUCACGACUUGUUCACCUCGCAAUAUUCCGUUCGUCCAAAAAACUUGGAGCGGGCAAAGCGUUCAACUACAAAGAUCCCGCUUGUGGUGCAAACAUUCGCAAGUACACAAGCGAUGGGCUUAGGUUUGCUUUUAAUUGCAUUUCGGAUGACAACUUAGCAAAAAUAUGCUGUGAGGCGAUAUCAUCCGGCGGAGGGAAGAUGUGCUCUCUUAACCCCACGACAAUUCCGCGGACAGACGUGGAGAAUAUUCGCACGCUUGCUUACACCGCCAACAACGAGGAAUUCGCCAUGGGAGACUCCUUGAUUUCUGCAAAACCGGAUGAUCUGGAGUUUGGCAAGAUGUUCUGGGAGCGAGCAACGAACUUGUUUGCCCAGAAUAAGGUCAUCACGCAUCCAACCAUGGCUUGCACGGGUGGCUUGAAGGGCGUUCUGCAGGGCAUCAAUCAACUUCGAGAGGGAAAAGUGAGUAGGAAGAAGCUAGUGUAUAGUCUAGAUUCGUGA